AUGCCUAGCAAUAGCAAUAGCAAUAGCGAUAGCGAUAGCGAUAGCAAAGAGAUGCAACCCGAUGACAGAGUCUUGAAAAGACAUACUUACCACGCAAGAAGUUCCGAGACGAAGACCAACAACAACAGCAACAACAGCAAUAACCAACAAAAGACUAACAACAAGAACGACCUGUUUGCAUUCUCCAUGCACGGAUCAGACCCAACACUCGAGUUUUCCGAAGACAGUCUACCAUCUCCUUCACAAAACGACAUGUAUAUUGAUCACGAUACGAGUGGUGGUGAUCGUCUCGUCGUACUAGCAGAAUCCUCCUUGUCUACAUUGUCGUUGGAUUUUGAGCAAGACGAAACGACGACAGAUCAUGAUAAGAACACUAAGGCGAAGAAGAAAAAGAAAAAGAGAAACAGCAAACGACUCAGUUCCGACUCUCAAGAACGAGAUGACAUUGCGAUUGAGCGUGAGGCCUUGCAAUUGAAGUCGUGUGAGCUAGAGUCAAAACUUGAAGAAGAUUAUGACGACGACCCUGCUGCUGAAGACCAACAACAAGCCAAUAAGAGGACGCCCCGCAGUCCACUUAGCAUCAAUAAUGACGCCCUUCUAGUUGAAAACACAAUUCUGAAACGAAGACUACAGAGACAGGACGAAAUCAUUCUAGAGCAAUCGAACCGAGUGGUCUCUGACAAUUUAAGACGGACGGAUCGUCAAAAGUGA
Molecule: messenger RNA, 711 nt
Organism: Cylindrotheca closterium
Lineage: Eukaryota; Bacillariophyta; Bacillariophyceae; Bacillariales; Bacillariaceae
Source: the annotation of a GenBank genome assembly